UCAUAUGAGAUCGGUUUGAAGACUGAUAGAGAUGCUUUGGUGCAGCUCCAAAAUACAAGACUAGCAAUAAGUAGAUUAUUUAACACUAUACUCAAUAACACAAAAGGUUUCAAGUUUGUGGAGACGUUAAAAGUUACAUUUGUAAAGAGAAAGGAUGAUGAUAAUAUAUACAAGCCAGCUUGUUUUAAUAGUCGGGUGCUAAUAGUAAUUAAUCCUAACGAUUUUUUAUCAAGCAUGCAAUUAUCACAGCAACAAAUAUUUAAUGGGAUUGGCGUCUGGUUGUCUGAGGGUAGUGGUUGGACUGUUAGUAGUAUCGAUGAACAUUUUAGAAAUACAAUAGUGUAUGAGCCAAUGAGAGGUAAUUCCUAUAUUCCUCUACUGGCGAAGUUACAGAACUCUGCUAAGGGGCUAAUCAAUUUACAAAAUAAGGAUAAUGAAUGCUUUCGCUGGUGUCAUAUACGAUAUUUGAAUCCACAAAAUGAUCAUCCCCAGCGGAUUAAAAAGAUUGAUAGAAAAAUGGUCCAGGAAUUAAAUACCAAGGAGUGGAAUUCCCUGUCGCUGCUAAACAUUAUGGUAAAAUAGAAGAGCAAAAUAGCAUUAAUAUUAAUCUGUUUGGUUAUGAGAAUGAGCAAUUUUAUCCAAUUCACGUCUCAAAGCAUAAAAACGAGAAAGUAUUGAACCUGCUGUUGAUUACACACAGAGAGAAGCAACAUUAUGUCCUAAUUAAGGAUUUUAAUAAGAUGAUGUAUAAUAAGACCAAACACAAGGAGCGAAAGCAUUUUUGUAUGUAUUGUCUCCAGUGUUUUAGCACUGAUGAGAUACUGACAAAACAUAAGAGCAAUUGUAUGGUAAUAAAUGGGAAACAGGCAAUUAGGAUGCCUAAGGAGGGCAGUAUAGUCCAGUUUCAGAACUAUGAUAAACAGAUGCCAGCGCCUUUUGUGAUAUACGCCGAUUUUGAGGCUAUUACAGAAAAAGUAUAUGGGUGCCAACCAGAUGAUGCUAAAUCUUAUACUGAUAAGUACCAAAAGCACACUGGCUGUAGUUAUGGUUAUAAAUUGGUAUGUUGUUAUGAUGACAAAUAUUCAAAAUCAGUGAAAAUUUAUCGAGGGGAGAAUUCUAUUAGCUACUUUAUGUUGGAUAUGCUCUCAGGAGUAGAAUAUUGUCAAAAAAUAAUUGCUACUGAGUUCCAAAAGCCACUCCAGAUGACGGACGAGGGGGAAGAAUUAUUUAAGGCUGCUGAGGAAUGCCACAUCUGUGGGGGGAAAUAUUUAGAUACUGAAGUAAGAGUUAGGGAUCAUUGUCACAUUACCGGCAAGUACAGAGGAUCAGCACACCAGGACUGUAAUCUGAAGCUUAGGAUUAGCCCAAAAGAGUUCAAAGUGCCAGUCAUUUUUCAUAAUCUGCGCGGGUAUGAUUCCCAUUUUAUAAUGCAAGAAAUUGGAUCAAUCGGAAAAAGUAAUAAUUUGAGCAUUAAUUGCAUCCCUAAUAAUAUGGAAAAGUAUAUGGCAUUUAUGCUAGGCAAACACUUGGUAUUUUUGGAUAGUUUUCAAUUUAUGGCCAGCAGUUUGGAGAGAUUGGCCGCUAAUUUACCCACCGAUACGUUUAAGUAUACCAGUCAGGUAUUCCAAGAUGAGAAAUUAGCAUUGAUGAAACAGAAAGGAGUGUAUCCUUAUGAUUACAUGGAUAGUUUUCAGAAGUUUGGUGAUCAGCAACUACCUCCAAGAGAGGAAUUCUAUAGUAUACUGACAGAUGACAGUAUCUCUGAUGAGCAAUAUAAACAUGCUCACAAAGUUUGGCAGACUUUUAAUAUGAAAACAAUGGGUUAUUAUCAUGAUUUAUAUUUGCAGUCGGAUAUUCUCCUAUUAGCUGAUGUUUUGGAGAAUUUCCGUAAGACCUGUCAUCAGUAUUAUAAACUAGAUCCUUACCACUAUUUCACAUCUCCCGGCUUGAGUUGGGAUGCUAUGUUGAAAAUGACCGGUACAAAAUUGGAGCUCAUGACGGAUGUUGAUAUGUUCCAAUUCAUAGAGAAGGGAUUACGUGGUGGUAUUUCUUAUAUUGCUAACCGACACGGGGAAGCUAAUAAUAAAUAUAUGAGCGGAUAUAUAUAAUUCAGAGAAACCAAGUAAGUAUAUUAUGUAUCUAGACGCUAAUAACCUUUAUGGAUGGGCGAUGUCUCAAUAUUUACCAACAGGUGGUUUUAGGUGGAUGACUGAAAAAAAAAUACAAAAAGUUAAUCUCGCUGCUUUUACAGAAGACAGAAAAAAGGGUAUGAUUUUAGAAGUCGAUUUGGAAUAUCCUAAAGAAUUACAGGAGCUGCAUAAUGAUUAUCCUCUAGCUGCGGAGAAAAUGAAAGUUACCAAAGAAAUACUCUCUCCUUAUUGCAAAAAUAGUUUGGAAUAAGCAUUGGCCAGGUUGCUAAGCUAAUUCCAACACUAUCCAGUAAAAAGAAUUAUGUGUUACACUACAGAAAUUUGCAACUCUAUCUGUCUCUUGGUCUUAAAUUGAGGAAAGUUCAUAGGGUAUUAGAAUUUGACCAGUCUCCCUGGCUCGCACAGUACAUUAAUUUUAACACCCAAAAGAGAAUGAAUGCUAAGAAUGCAUUUGACAAGGACUUUUUCAAAUUAUUAAAUAAUUCCGUAUUUGGGAAAACCAUGGAAAACAUAAGAAAGCGCGUUGACGUGAGAUUAGUGACUGAUCAGAAGAAGUUGUCUAAACUUGUGAGCAAGCCGACGUUUGUUAAUAGUAAGAUCUUCAAUGAGGACCUUGUGGCGGUUCAUAAAAUAAAAGAAACACUAACACUUGACCGGCCAGCUUACGUGGGUAUGUGCAUUUUGGAUUUAUCAAAAACUCUCAAGUAUGACUGUCAUUAUAAUUAUAUCAAAAGUAGGUACAAUAAUAAGGCUGAACUAUUAUUUACUGAUGCAGACAGUCUUUGUUAUGAGAUUGAGACAAGGGAUGUUUAUAAAGAACUUUGGGAGGACAAACAAUUAUUUGACAAUAGUGAUUACCCCAAAGAUAGUCCAUACUUUAGUGUGGAGAAUAAAAAAAUUAUCAGUAAAUUUAAAGAUGAAGCAGCUGGCAUGCCUAUUGUGGAAUUUAUUGGACUCCGCAGUAAAAUGUAUUCUUAUGUGAAAGAUCAUGGUAAAAAUGAAAAGACAGCUAAGGGUGUCAGAAAAUAUGUUAUAAAAAAG
Molecule: messenger RNA, 3191 nt
Organism: Porites lobata
Lineage: Eukaryota; Metazoa; Cnidaria; Anthozoa; Scleractinia; Poritidae
Source: the annotation of a GenBank genome assembly